Messenger RNA from Ostreococcus tauri, 687 nucleotides. Its product is annotated as unnamed product. The coding region runs from base 1 to 687 and encodes 228 amino acids. The transcript has a single exon. The record is from RefSeq and is a predicted model, not a curated record. Lineage: Eukaryota; Viridiplantae; Chlorophyta; Mamiellophyceae; Mamiellales; Bathycoccaceae.
AUGUCAGUCAGUGGCACACAGUACGUCUGGUACGGUUCAUAUGGUUCUAAUCUAUGCGCUGAACGGUUUCGAUGCUACCUCGCAGGUGGCCGACCUCCCGGAGCCAGUGUGGAGCAGCCUGGAGCUCGAGACUCCACGGUCCCUUUUGCCGUGCCGCCGACUCGUCAAUGUCCUACUUCCUCGAUCGUCGUCCCACAUCGCAUGUUCUUUGCAAAGGCAAGCCCUUGGUGGUCCAACGGGGGUGUUGCUUUCCUGGACGUCACGAGAGAGGAAGAAGAUGCGAGCUUACACAGCGUUCUGCGACUGUACCGAAUCACUCUUGACCAGUGGAACGACGUUUUAGCGCAGGAAUCGGGUUUAAACCCGAACGAAGAGGCCGCGGUCGAGGCAAGAUUGACCGUCGAAGAGGUUCUCGACAUGGCGAGGACGAAGUCGGGUCAUCACCGCAUUCCGAAGAGCUGGUAUGGCUACGUUCAGUGUCUCGGCUACUACAAGCCAGCUGAACCAGUUCUCACGUUUACUCUCCCUCCCUCAGACUUACUCGAUAUACGGACGGGAAUCAUAGACGAGGUGAACCCACCUUCACCCGCGUAUCACGAUAUCAUCGCGCGAGGUUUGGUUGAGAUCGGUGGCCACAGCCGCGAUGAGGCAGAUGCGUACUUACGCUCGCGUUACGCGCUGGCUUGA